AUCAUACAAAAAUUCAUGAAACACACAUGUGUUUCUAAAAUCCAAUUUCCAAUUUUAUCCAUAUGAUAGCUUGUAAAUCAUAAGUUGUAACCAAACUCAAUCGUCAUAAUAUUUUAUAGUAGCCAGAAUUCAAUCUAAUAUCGCGUUCAAAAUGAAAAUCAAGUCAAUUUUUGUUAUGAUUCUUCUCACAAUUUCAUCAAUUUGUCAAAUUCAAUCGUUGCCGUGCAAGUCCAAGAAUCGGGUUAGCAGGUAUGUCCAAAUUUCGUAUGAAGACGACCCCCUAUCGGGAUCUUGUGAGAGAGACUUCGAAGAGGAAGAGGGUUUCCUGCCUCUCUCUCUGGGAAACUACCCUGAUAUGGAUAUGUUCGUGCAUGCGUUAGAAGGAGAUGGAGCCAUCAGUAGACAGAGACGAGACAUCGGACCUGAGCCGAGAGCGAGGAGAGUGAAGCGGGAGAGAGAGCUCAAUUGGGAGAGUUACUGAUUUCGUCGAAAUUAAAAAAAAAUCCAAUGAAUCACAAUAUUAUCGAAUCAAGAGGAAAUUCUAGAGAAUAACAAGAAGAUUGGUCAAGAAGAAUUCGGACAGCUAGUGAUUUCGUUGAAAUUUAGGAGAAAAUUUGAGAGAAAUACAAUCAUCGAGUCAGAGAAAAUUCUGGAGAAUUACAAUUAUGAAAUCAGGAGAAAAUUCUAGAAAUUUGAAAGUAGAAUGCUCACAAGAAGAUGAAUGGAUCUGAAUGGUGAUUCUAUAGCUGAUAAGAAUAUAUCUUGUUGUUUGUAAUGAACAAGAUUGUGCUAACAAUUAUCGCCAUAGAUAUUGAAUCGAAGAACUCUUCACCCUCUGCACGUGAUUGGUUUUUUUAUCUCAACAUUAUUCCUCAUUACUUUGUUACAAGAGGAAAUUAAGUUGAGGAGGAUGGUAAGAUAUGAUGAGGAUAAAAAUCAUUCAUAAAUCAGUUCUCAUAUUUGGACUACAUUUAUUUUUGAAAGAUUCUGACCAAGUUCACUUUCAUCAUUCAAUCGAAUCGAAUCACUUGUAUUGCGGUUAUCCUUGAUUAAAUGGAAUGAUUGUAUGAUAAUUCGAUGAAGUAGUUAUUGAAAAUUGUUGAAGAAAUAAAUGAUCUUGUUCAUGUGAUAACAGAGGAAUAAAUUGUUGAUGGAGAAUUCAUGAUA
Molecule: messenger RNA, 1167 nt
Organism: Nilaparvata lugens (brown planthopper)
Lineage: Eukaryota; Metazoa; Arthropoda; Insecta; Hemiptera; Delphacidae
Exons: 2
Coding region: 152-481 (109 amino acids)
Source: RefSeq, a predicted model, not a curated record